AUGUGGAAAGCUCAAUCCUCCGGAAUGAGAACUAUGAGGGCAGUGCUCCCCGGCAUAUAUCGCUGCUCAGGCAGUCAAGUUCGAAGCACAGCAGUCCAUUUCAACGCGAAAACACAGACGAUACGCCAUUAUGCUGCUACAAAUAGCAUGCGAAAUGCGAUUAAGGAGGAGGUCAAUAAGCCGGUGACAGUGCCCUCAGCCGCACAAAAACAAGCGCAGCCGUUGCGACGCGGUGUUCAGUUCCAGCAGAAUCAAGACAUGAAGCCCCAGCCAGGUGAUAAGGAUUUUAAGCCUCCGAUGCUUGAUCGCCCGAUCGGGACCAAUGCGCCACCGAUGGCGGGCGAGAAUACGGGUGUUGAUUCAAGGUCAUUGAAACAAAGGCGAGAUGACUUUGUGAACUACGACCGGCACCUUGAGCGAAGAAAGGAAUUAACACGACAGGUCGCUAAGCCCUAUUUCCGAGAAUGGUCAAAUCUGCGCUUCCUUGAAGGAAAGACGUUCGUGUCAAACCCUCGGCUUUUCAAAGGCGACAAGGCGCUCUACUUCCCCAACAUGUCUGGAAUCACGUUGGCCCAGCCAAAGAAUCGUCAAGAUACGACCCCCGUUCUGCAAGGCAAAAUCAGUGUGGUCAAGCUGUUCUCCAGUGUCUGGGCUGAGACACAAGUUGGCUCGUUCACGGGCCCGACGCAAAAUCCGCGUCUGACCGAGCUUCUUGCCAACAACUUGCAGGUGGCGCAAAUGGUGGAUAUCAACUUGGAGGAAAAUCGCAUGAAGGCGACCUUGGUUAAAAUGUUCAUGUGGAGUAUGCGCCGGAAGCUUCCCGAGCAGCAGCACCCCCGAUACUUUCUUGUGCAGAAGGGAUUCACCGAGUCUCUCAAGGAGGCUGUUGGCAUGAUGAACUCCAAGGUUGGCUACGUCUACUUGGUCGAUUCAGAGUGCCGCAUCCGAUGGGCUGGCAGUGGUAAUGCCGAGCCUGCGGAAAUGGAAACGCUCAACGCGGGCCUUCAAAAGCUCAUUACGGAGAGGAAGGCCAUUUACGAAGCCGAGCUUGUCAAGCGCAAGUAG
Penicillium oxalicum is the source of this 1065-nucleotide messenger RNA. RefSeq names its product mitochondrial ATPase complex subunit ATP10. The coding region runs from base 1 to 1065 and encodes 354 amino acids. The record is from RefSeq and is a predicted model, not a curated record. Gene Ontology annotation, cellular component: mitochondrial inner membrane. Gene Ontology annotation, biological process: mitochondrial proton-transporting ATP synthase complex assembly. The transcript is spliced from 2 exons. Lineage: Eukaryota; Fungi; Ascomycota; Eurotiomycetes; Eurotiales; Aspergillaceae.